Molecule: messenger RNA, 1935 nt
Organism: Kwoniella shivajii
Lineage: Eukaryota; Fungi; Basidiomycota; Tremellomycetes; Tremellales; Cryptococcaceae
Exons: 12
Coding region: 1-1935 (644 amino acids)
Biological process (GO): protein transport to vacuole involved in ubiquitin-dependent protein catabolic process via the multivesicular body sorting pathway
Cellular component (GO): ESCRT-0 complex
Molecular function (GO): phosphatidylinositol binding; ubiquitin binding
Source: RefSeq, a predicted model, not a curated record
AUGUUCUCGACAGCUACAAAUCCAUACGACGAACUGAUCGGUAAAGCGACAGAUGAGAAUCUCGCUUCUGAGGACUGGGCGUUAAAUUUAGAAGUUUGCGAUAAAGUCUCUGGCGAAGGUGAAAACGGAGCAAGACAAGCAGUAGGAGCUUUGUCGAAAAGGUUGACGAAUAGGAAUCCAAGUGUUCAGAUAUAUGCUCUUGAGCUCGCCAAUACUUUGGCUCAGAAUUGCGGUAAAGAACUUUUUGGUGAAUUAUCUUCAAGGGGUUGGACAGCUGCUCUAGAUAGACUUGUCAAUGAUAGGACAACGGCUGCUCCUGUGCAAAAGAAAGCUUUGGCAUAUAUCAAAUCUUGGGCAAAACAGUUUGAAGAUACUGGUGAUCCCAAUCUUGGCAUUAUGGGUGAAUUAUACGACCAAUUAAGAGCUAAGAAAUUCGACUUUGAUGAGCCUGAACCUGUACCAGAAGAUGCCUCCGAAGCUAGACGUAGACAAGAAGAAGAAGAGUUACAAAGAGUAUUAGAACUGUCAAAACAGGACAAAGGAGGUAGAGCCACCAACACAAACUUGCACAACUAUAAACCUUCUAACCCUGCGACCGGAGCAGGAGGGGGAUCUGGUUCCGGAUCAGGCUCAGGAUCGUCUGCGUUACCUACUGGCGGAUCCUCAUAUCAGGCAAGACCACAACAACAACAACAGGUAUCAUACAAUCACCCGGUACCUCCUCUUCCUCAAGAACAAGAAGAAGAGCAGAUUCUCGAUGUGAAUACGGCAACGAGAGUCAGAGCAUUAUAUACUUUCACAUCUGCAGAAGUCGGAGAAUUGAAUUUCGAAAGAGGUGAUAUGAUCAAAGUUCUUGAUAGAGGUUUUAAAGAAUGGUGGAGAGGUGCUUGUAAUGGCAAAAUUGGGAUCUUCCCGGUUACCUACGUCGAAGCCAUGCCUGAGCCUUCUCCUAGAGAAUUACAGGAGGAAGCGCAGGAGGAAGCCAGAGUUUUCGCUUCACUUGGUCUUGUGGAUCAGCUUCUCCAGACCCUGAAAGGCAUCGACACGGCUAGGGGAGAUAGAAUUGAUGAUAGACCUGAAAUCGAGGAAAUGUAUCAAGCCUCUGUCAGUCUCCAAGAACAGAUUAACGCGUUGAUAAAGAAAUACUCUGAUCAGAAAGCUGAACUCGAGCAUAUGAAUGCGAAUUUCCUGAGGGCAAUUAGGCAAUAUGAGGAUUUGAGGAACCCAGCUCCGCAACAACCAUACGGGUACGUUCCGCCAGGUCAGCCUCAAGCCGAUCCUUAUGCUCAAGGGUACCAACAUCAACAAUACCCCCAACAACCUCAGGCUCAGGCUCAAGUCCCAGCUCAAUCUUUCGCACCACCACAACAAGCAUUCGCUCAGCAACCACAAUAUCCUCAGCAACCUCACCAGGGAUAUGCGCCUGAAUCACACGGUCAAGGUCAGCAAGGUCAAGCGCCACCUCAUUAUCCCCAACAGUCACCUAAUGGUCAUGGUGGACCUCAACAAGCUUUCCCUCAAGCUCAAACUGCUCCUACAACUGUCGAGCCUCAGUUAGGACAGUAUUAUCAACAUCGAGCUGUGUCAUCAACUUCGAUCAAUCGCGUUCCUACAGCAGCACCAAAUUUACCUCCCGCUGAACCCAUACGACACAAUACUGAACCUGGAAUUGCGGGCUUAGGGGCAGGAUCAGAUCCUCAAGCUGAACAUAAAAAGGCCUGGGAUGAUUAUUAUAGACAACAAGCCAAUAAUCAAUUACCAAAUCCUCAAAGUCUUCAAGCCCAACCUCAACCUCAAGGCUAUCCUCACCAACAAGGGGAAGUUGACACUCAACAAGCCUACGGUCAAUCACCUUAUCCCAAUCAAGGACAACAACAACAUCCUAUCGAUGGAGUCACGAACGGUAUGACUAGAAUGUCCGUUCAUGGCGCUUAG